GAUUAAUCAGAGUUUAAUUACAUUUCUAACGAUUCAUUUAUUAAUUUUUAGUUUAUCUUUCAACAUUGCUUUAACUUUUGCCAAAUAUACAAAAUAAGAAAAUGUUCAAAUUCCAUUCUACUUUAAUGUAACGUUGCUUGAACUUUAUGUGGCCUCAAACGUCUGAAUAUUACGCAUGUAGCAAUACACCCUGCAAUGUGAUGCAAUAGUUAUCCAAGCUUUGGAACAGAGUGGUAUAUUGUACAUUGCCCAACAUAAAAUUUCAUAACAAUAUGGUAUUACUCACCAAGGCAUACAAUUCAUACAUAAUUUUAUCAGACAUAGAUAAAACCAUAUGAGAUCACCAUCAUACAUACAGUAAGGUAAUAGAGUCACAUUACAUAUCUAUAGUUAUCGGAAAUUUGGGAUGAUGAAACAAAAAAUUGAACUCCAAGAUGUCAAGUAGUGUAGAGGAAGCGCUUGAUCUGAGUAAACCAGAUAUCAGCAGACGGCAGUCCUUAGAUGCUGGAAGAACCCCACCACACACCCCACCCACACCCACGUCACCUAUACCAAGCGUAUCGUCAGACUUAGACCCGAUGCGCGGCUUGCAUUCGGUGAUUGACAGAUCCUCGAGUCUCAGUUCAGACGGCCACGAAAGUGACGGUAGCCUUACCACGUCAGUGCACAGAGUUUCAGGCCCACUAACAUCCGGGCACUUGAGCCCACGUGACGACUCAAGUGGUUCAGAGGGCACUGACUCCAAUCGUCCAUUUAAAAUGUAUCCCAUUGAUUCUUCAGCUGGACUUAACCCUCUCGCGGGUAUGAGCUCGGUGCUACCUGGACUCUCGUAUGGUAUGCCACCUUCAGCUAUCUAUGGCAGCGGGGAUUCCCCUAUGCUAUCAACACCCCUCAUGUCAUACCUAGCCCAAAGAAAGCGCAAAAAUGAUAACAGGGACCAUUUAGUAAUUGACAAUAAAAAAACAAAGACCAUCCCCGAGGAUAAGAAAGACAACGCUUAUUGGGAGCGAAGACGAAAAAAUAAUGAAGCGGCAAAACGAUCAAGAGACACACGUCGUCAAAAGGAAGAGCAAAUAGCGAUGCGUGCAGCUUUCCUUGAACAAGAAAACCUAAAACUCAGAGCUCAAGUAGCAAUAUUGAAAAAUGAAACUGCCAAAUUGCAUUAUAUGCUGUACCAAAGAUCGUAGCAAUGUCAUUGGUGAUUUAUAAUAUGUGUAUAUAAUGCUCAAGAUCUUUUUUAUAUUACAAGAUGUACAAUUGUAUGUACAAGGGGCAACAUUUCAGGUGACCCAUAAUACGGCUGGAACAGUAAGGGUUUGACAGGGUUAAACACUAUGUAAGAUAAAAGUUCAGGGUUUUUUACAUUAAAACAUAAUAGAUGUAGCGAAAACAUAGUUUUAAAAUGUAUUUGGGACUCAUACAUGUCAUACACAAUGUUAACUCUCUGGAUAAAACCAAGAACGUGAAUCAGUGAAUUAAAGAACACUGCCAGGUUUUCGUGUCGACCAUGAUUAAAAUUAUGACUUUAAAAUAGAGAGUGUGUACUAAAUAUUUUACAAACAAUCA
Molecule: messenger RNA, 1566 nt
Organism: Owenia fusiformis
Lineage: Eukaryota; Metazoa; Annelida; Polychaeta; Sabellida; Oweniidae
Source: the annotation of a GenBank genome assembly